UCUACACACACUUCAUCAGUCUGCUCGCCCUGUGAAAAAUUAGUUGUGAGCGUGGGUUCGUGCAGAGAAGAAUGGCGGGAAAGCAAUUCGCCGGCGACGGAGUGCCGCCGAGCCUUGCCGGCAUGUCCAAGAAUCAGCUCUACGAUAUUAUGUCUCAGAUGAAGACAUUGAUAGAGCAGAAUAAGCAGCAAGCGAGGCAAAUUCUUAUUCAGAAUCCUGUUUUGACAAGAGCUCUUUUUCAGGCACAAAUUAUGCUAGGAAUGGUGCAGCCCCCGAAAGCUUCGCCGGCAAUUUCAUCAACAGCAUCACAGAUUCCUUCCCCCAAUCCACCACCUGUAUCAAAUCAAAAGCCCAAAAUUCAACCCACAUCAUCCUUCCCGGGCCAAACUGUUCCUAAUCAGAUAAGGAAGCAACCGACGAACCAAACUCCAAGCCAAAACCCAAACCAAACUAUGGCAUCCAGAAACCCUCAGCCCCAAUCUGCCCCCUCGCGACAAUUACAGCCACAAAUGCAAUCUAAGGCCCAUAAUGGGGCCCAAUCAGCACAAAUGUCCAUGCCAAUGCCAGCAAAAUCCUCUCAAGUUUCUAAUAUAACUCAAUUGCCCUCUCAAUUGCCACAGCAUAGUGUUUCACAGUCACCUUCACUCAACCAGCCCUCUGUGCCUUCUCUGCCGCCACAGUCACAGCAGCCUAUCCAAAGUAGCGGCAAUCACUAUUUGCCUUCUAUGCCGCUACAGCCGAGGGGCCUGAUGCCGGGCUUCCCACAUCAGGGUCAUGGUGGGAUGGGCCCGAAUAUGGGCUUUCAGCAUCCGGGUGGACCGCCUAUGCAUCAUUCGCAGCAUAUGUAUCAUUCAGGUGGGAAACCUCAUGGUAGUAUGGGGCCUUCAUUUCCACAAGGACAGCUGCCACAUCCUAAUCAGCCUAUGCCCCCGUCAAUUUAUCAGACUGGAAAUCCACACUUGGGAAUGGAUUAUAAUCAGAGUGGAAAUCCGAUGGGCCAGCUUCAGCGGCCACUGUCAUUUCCUGGUCAGGUGGGGCCUAGCAAUCAGCCUCCUCAACCAGAUCAGCAGUUGACUCCUGAGUUGGAAAAGACGUUAUUGCAGCAAGUUAUGAGCCUCACACCGGAACAGAUUAAUUCGAUGCCACCCGAACAUAGAAAUCAGAUACUUCAGUUGCAGCAAAUGCUUCGUCAAUGAGGGUUUUUUUUCUUAUUUAUUUAAUUAUUUUAUUUUAUUUUUAUUUUGUGUGUGUGUGUUUAUUUUUUGGAAAGACAUUCUGAAUCCAUGUUGUAAUUUUGGUAAAUUUUAUAUGUCCACCAUCCGUCUACUUCCGUUUCCAUUUUUUAUUAGCUGGUUAACUUUUAAUUUCUAAUUAUAUGUGAUUGAAUCAGGGGUGUAUUAGACUUGAAAUACUUCCUGAUUUUAUAAACCAUCUCUGUGUUUUAACUUAUCAACC
Molecule: messenger RNA, 1455 nt
Organism: Striga asiatica
Lineage: Eukaryota; Viridiplantae; Streptophyta; Magnoliopsida; Lamiales; Orobanchaceae
Source: the annotation of a GenBank genome assembly